AGCUGAGCAGAGCUGAAGGCUGCUGCAUGGUGGUUUCAGAAACUGCCUACUUAAUUUGAAAAGAACAAUGGUAGGAAAGGCUAGAUCUUCCAAUUUUACCUUAUCUGAAAAGCUUGAUUUGCUAAAGCUUGUGAAGCCAUAUGUUAAAAUUCUCGAAGAACACACUAAUAAACAUUCAGUAAUAGUGGAAAAGAAUAGAUGUUGGGAUAUCAUAGCUGUAAACUAUAAUGCAAUUGGAGUAGAUCGCCCUCCUCGAACAGCCCAGGGCCUACGCACCCUUUACAAAAGGCUCAAAGAAUAUGCCAAACAGGAGCUAUUGCAGCAAAAAGAGACCCAAUCAGAUUUUAAAGGCAAUAUUUCUGAGCCAACCAAGAAAGUUAUGGAGAUGAUUCCCCAGAUUUCCAGUUUUUGCCUGGUAAGAGACAGGAACCACAUACAAAGUGCAAACUUGGAUGAGGAAGCACAGGCUGGUACGAGUUCACUACAGGUAAUGUUGGAUCACCAUCCAGUUGCUAUUACAGUGGAGGUGAAGCAAGAAGAAGACAUUAAGCCCCCUCCUCCACUGGUUUUAAGUUCUCAACAGAGUGAUAUUUUAGAACAAAGAGAAGACCAUGAAUUAGUACAUGUUAUGGAAAGAUCUUUGUCGCCGUCACUUUCCUCUGUUGAUAUGAGAAUGACAUCGUCUCCAUCUUCUAUCCCAAGGAGAGAUGAUUUUUUUCGGCAUGAGCGUGGAGAACACUUUAGGUCACAAUUAGGGUAUGAUCCUCAGAUUCUGCAAAUGCUUAAAGAGGAGCAUCAGAUAAUUUUAGAAAAUCAAAAAAAUUUUGGAUUGUAUGUUCAGGAGAAGAGGGAUGGAUUGAAAAGAAGGCAGCAGCUAGAGGAAGAGCUGCUAAGAGCAAAAAUUGAAGUGGAGAAGCUGAAAGCAGUUCGCUUACGGCAUGAUCUGCCUGAAUAUAAUAGUCUCUAAUAUUUUUUUUCGGUCUUGCAAUUUGAUGAUUUUAAUUUUGACCAAAUUAUUUUCAUUUGGGAGCAGAAUACAUACUCUUAAAAGUGCAUUAAUCUCAAUUGUGAAAAAACCUUUUUUGACAUGGUUUUCUAAUUAUUUAAUUUUCUUUUGAGAUAUAUUAAAACUUAUUGAUUGGUUGGCAUGAUUAUAUAGUUUGUCUUCGGUUUUUUUCUAAGAAGUUCGAUUGUUGGCCUUACAAAAGAUUUCUUAUUUUGAUCAUUAAAUUAGAGCACACAUAAAUAGAUAUACAAACAUAUGUAUUCUUUCAAAGCUCUGAGUCUUUGACAUUUUAAAUUAGAGCUUUGAAAGCUAUAGUUCAAGGUUUUUAAGUCAGUCUAAUUUAGGAGCAAUACUAGCCUGAUUAACAGAAGCUUGCCUAUAAAACAUUGAUUUUUAUGCUUUUCUGUUUUUGAAGAAGUGACAGGAUUUUAGAGAUGAAAGGUACUUGGAAAUCACUUUUUUUCUACCUCUUUGAUUCAGAGGUAGUGAAACUGAGGUCCAGGGAGAGCUUAGUGACUUGAUAUAACAAAGCUGUUUAUGGCAGAGCAAGGACCAGUACUCAGAUUUUGUUUCUUUGUAGUUUCCCCCCCUGCUAUUCCAUAGAAGUAAAAAUCCACUAAAAUGUCUUCCUUAUGAAAAAAUUAUGGAAGUGUUUAUUUCAUUACAAUUGCUUUUAAAGAUUCUUAGGUUAUAGAACCAGGGAACUUGUAUCAGUUACCCCCAACCUUCUUUCCUUUCUUGUCCAGCAAAAUAAAUGUUCUCUUAGAACAGUUAUAUAUUUUGGCUAUAAGAUUAAAUGUCUUAAUUUAUUUUUAAUGUCUUAUUCUGAAAGACAUUUAUUUUACAGUAAAAGUCACAGU
Molecule: messenger RNA, 1866 nt
Organism: Neogale vison (American mink)
Lineage: Eukaryota; Metazoa; Chordata; Mammalia; Carnivora; Mustelidae
Gene: FSBP
Product: fibrinogen silencer binding protein
Exons: 2
Coding region: 68-967 (299 amino acids)
Source: RefSeq, a predicted model, not a curated record